GCCUUUCCCGGGCGUCUCCCCACCACCUACUCAGCUUUCCUCGUCCGUGACGCUGCGCCCGGGAGAAACCCGCCGGGACAGGGGCCGAGGGGCCGCGAGCUGCAGAAGAUGGAUGCACAGAAUUCAGCCAAAGUCAACACAAGAAAAAGGAGGAAAGAGGCACCUGGACCCAAUGGGGCAACAGAGGAAGAUGGGAUUACUUCCAAAAUGCCACGCUGUGCAGUUGGCUUACGGCAGCCAGCUCCUUUUUCUGAUGAAAUUGAAGUAGACUUUAAUAAGCCCUAUGUCAGGGUAACUAUGGAAGAAGCCAGCAGAGGAACACCUUGUGAGCGACCUGUGAGAGUUUAUGCAGAUGGAAUAUUUGACUUAUUUCAUUCUGGUCAUGCCCGGGCUCUGAUGCAAGCAAAGAACCUUUUCCCUAAUACAUACCUCAUUGUGGGAGUUUGCAGUGAUGAGCUAACGCACAACUUCAAAGGCUUCACGGUGAUGAACGAAAGUGAGCGCUACGAUGCAGUGCAGCACUGCCGCUACGUGGAUGAGGUGGUGAGGAAUGCCCCCUGGACCCUGACACCGGAGUUCCUGGCAGAGCACCGGAUUGAUUUUGUGGCCCAUGAUGACAUCCCUUAUUCUUCCGCAGGAAGUGAUGAUGUUUAUAAGCACAUUAAGGAAGCAGGCAUGUUUGCUCCAACACAGAGGACAGAAGGUAUCUCUACAUCAGACAUCAUCACCCGAAUUGUCCGGGACUAUGAUGUGUAUGCCAGACGGAACCUACAGAGGGGCUACACGGCAAAGGAGCUCAAUGUCAGCUUUAUCAACGAGAAGAAAUACCAUUUACAGGAACGAGUUGACAAAGUAAAGAAGAAAGUGAAAGAUGUGGAAGAAAAGUCAAAAGAAUUUGUUCAGAAAGUAGAGGAAAAAAGCAUUGACCUCAUUCAGAAAUGGGAGGAGAAAUCCCGAGAAUUCAUUGGAAAUUUCCUGGAAAUGUUUGGUCCGGAAGGAGCACUGAAACAUAUGCUGAAAGAAGGGAAAGGCCGGAUGCUGCAGGCCAUCAGCCCAAAGCAGAGUCCCAGCAGCAGCCCCACUCGUGAACGCUCCCCCUCCCCCUCUUUCCGGUGGCCCUUCUCUGGCAAGACUUCCCCUUCUUCCUCUCCAGCAAACCUCUCCAGGCACAAGGCUGCAGCCUAUGAUAUCAGUGAAGAUGAAGAAGACUAAUUUUUCAGCCCUCCUUUCCUCUCCCCUCCCUUUGUCCCGUCACCUUCAAAAGCUCUGUUGAAUUCCAAAUUGUGAUCCCAACAAUAAACCUAAGGACGGCUACAAAGGAAAGACAAUUGGGCCAGAGGACCUCAGACGGGGGGACCAGACAGCCCAUUCUCCAAGAGAUAUCACCCACCCAAGAAGGAGGCUGACUACACCCUAGAGGCCUUGUCUGCAUCCAUAUACCCUCCUCAUUGACUUUGCUUUACUGUUUAUGUUCAUAUGACCUUGACAGGGAAAUUACCAUUUUUAUUAAUUUUUAAAAAUUAGUCUUUAAAAUAUAGUAAAUAGAACUAAUUAUUUUUAUUUUUAUUUUUGCCCCCGAGGAGUGGGCAGAAAGAGGUGGUGUAAUACCCAGAGGCCUUUUCUUCCCAGUAACACUAUAAGUGUUUGCCUUCUGUUCUGAGGCAAACUGGCUUGCCAAAUAGUUCAAGCAAUAAGCCAUGCUGAUGGGUGAUUUUGGGGUUGGGGGUGGAAUAUAAUUUUUAUUUCCUUGAAAAAAUGCUAAAAGCCGGGUAAUAGUUACAAAUCCCUAACGGUACUGCUGGCACAUGUGUCAAUGUGGCUGUGGGAGAAGGCGGUCUAAGCCAAACUUACUCCCUGAGGAGUUUCUUGUUGAACCCACUGGGGUCCAUGAAGACACUGAUGGGCUUGGAACCAGAGCACAUGGCAUCAGCUGCGGCUUUUCCGGCCUUUCUGCUGUGUUCAUCUCAGAAGACUCCGCGGCCCGUUACUUGGGAGCUCUUGUCAGUCUCUUCCCUGUAAUCUACCGCUACAGGAAGGAACACUUUCAGGGUUACUGUGAUUGCGGAGGGGGUGGGACAAUACUCAGUCCUACACAGUCAGUUCAGAUUCAUUUUCCCCCCAGAGUAAGUCCCUGGCCCUGCUACUCCUAUUUCUAUGCUUACUACCUAGCUUUUUACAAAGGAUACUUUGUAAAUGUCUGUAAUCUGAACAUGAUUUGUUAAUCCAUGCUGCUCACGGCCAUAUUGGAUAGAGAUUUGCAUAGACCAUGGACACAACCGCAUCAGGAAAUACCCACCUUCCUAUCUUGAACUCUGCCCCUCUUAAGAAUGUUCUUGACUGGAACCAGUGCUCCACACGGUGUUUGCUUUCCUCUGAGAGUGGCAGCUGGCAGGGACUUUCUUUCUUCCAAGGCCCCUCCAGCGAGGCUCAAAGCAAGGGCUCACAUUACUAGGAUACAGUAGGUUCUCUCUCCCCCACAUGUGCCUGCCUGGUGGUCGGCAGGGGGAUGAUCCCUUAAAUCUCACCUCAGAGAAUGCUGAAGCUUCACACUUGCUAUUGAGCUUGAGCUCGUUUUACACCUCCAGCAGCCUGCAGCCGCAUGAAUCAGACCAUGAUCCAUCAGGAAUCUUGUAGCUGUGUUCAGGGGAAAACUGCUUAUGUCCAGGCCCCAUCCUGUCACUCAUGAAUACCCCUUGUAGGGGUGGAGUUUUAGUGUUUUCAGCUAAGAAAACCACAUUUUAUCUUUUCUUGCUCCUCUGCUAGGGCUGCGAGCAUCUCAUAGACAUCUCCCUUUCUGGUAAAACCUGCCUGCCUGCACACCAGGACUACCUAGGUUCUGAAAACUCAGAUCACCCAGAGGCAGAGCACGGCAGAGUAGAGGGACAAAGGCGGGGAACCUCUUGUCCUGAUGGCUUAUGAAAACUGCAUUUCUAACUCUUCUCAUGAAGUGCUAUUUUUACUAUCAAAUCUGGUUUACAUGAGCUUCGGCUUGGAAUCCUUUUCUUUUUAAAGGUGAAAUUAAUCUUGGCCUACAUUACUCAGCUUCAUAACGUUUCUGCCUUCGUUGGGAAUUCUGUCUAUUUCAGUCUUACUCUCCCAGGUAUAGAAAGGCAAUGAAGUCAGCACGGAAGCCCACACUUGUUCCCUUAAAGUACACAUCUUAUCCAGUGUAUUUGGAAAGGGAGAUGCCCAAAGUGUGGUUUUCCUCCCUGUAGUCACUCCUCUCAAGUAUGUUAUCUGGGUCUCAAAUCUUUGGGCCCUCCUCCUCUGCUCUGUCAGUGGGCUGCUUUUGGCAUGCUGACCCUUGUGAUAUGACCUCCAGGCCGAUAAGCUCUGUGAGAUGGCUAGGGCCGGCAUGUACACAAGUUCUUAGAAAACUCCCUUGCCCCUUUUGGUGAGCCUCUACACUACAGCUUCAGUCUCCCAACACUAGUAUAUCUUCAAAUACUUUUGCCUGAAAGCAAAAACUUUUAAGGUGUGGCAUGUUAGCUGCUUUGAGAUAAACGUGACCCUAGGUGCUGGAUAAAAAUGGGUGGGUGGAAGAAACUGUUGGUAUGAUGCAUUAUUUGAUAAUUUGUGCCUAAUUAAAUAUGGUUGGCACGCCACAACCAUACCAGUGACUUGUAAAUCUUCUAACAUUAAUGUUUGAGGUUGUGGAGCUGUCAGCCUGAAUAGGCCAAAUGAGGCAGAGAUGGGAGAGCCUUCAGAGUUGGAUGGCCCCAGGGCCUGUGUGCAAGACACACAGAGAAUGGAGAAGGAAGUCCUGUCAGUGCUAAGGAGGCGCCAUUUCAGCAGUUUCCUUGAGAUGGGCCGGGCAGAAAGAUUGCUCUCGGCAUAUACUAGACUCAGUAGCACUCGAAACUUCAGAGGAAUAGGAAUGGAUGUGUUUACUGCUAUAGUUGCUUCUGACAGCUAGAGUCAAAGGCCACUAUUUUGCUGAGGUUUGGGUAAGAAAGUCGGGGAUGUGAGGAAGUUGAAAAUCUAGAAGAGGAGGAGAAAUAUGAAUGAGGUCAAGAGAAUUUUUGACCUUUUCUGAUUGCUGAUAACUUCUUGGGCAGCUCCUGAGCUGCAUUUUUUAAAUUUUACUUGUGACCACACAGCUGGUCAGGCAGCCUCUGGGUAUUCCCUCUACAACAGCCCUUCACAGUGCUUUUGUUGCUCUGUGCCUGUAUUCUCUUGAUUUGUGGGUAGCUUUCUAUUUUCUGGAGCUCAUUGCCUUUUUAAUCCUGUUCCAGAUCCCAUAUUUAAAGUCUUUCCAAAUCAAUUAUACUUCACUGCUUUUCUUUAAUUCCCUAAAAGCCAUAGCUGCUAUCUUUUCUGUCAGCACACACUCUUACCAAUACAUAUAGGAAAAACAAAAGAAAAACUCCCUUAAUGUUUUUAACUAAUGGUAUUUUUUUUAAGCUUACCAAUAUAAGUAUUUUUGAAGGUUAUAUUUUUCAAAGUCAUACGAUGAUUGUUUUUGUUUUCUCUCAUAGAAUAGAUUGUCAUGGGAUAGAGAGUAGUCCCUGGCCUCUAUUUUUCCAAAUAAGUAGAACAUGUUCUUUGGAUUAUGCUAUUAGAUGUUAAUUUUCUUUAAAAGAAGAAAGAUUUUCUGUCUGCCAAAUUUAUAUAUUAGUGCUCAGAUUGGGUAGAAAACAAAAGUGCGAGGUUUAACACAGGAUGACUUGGGUUGUGUUUCUUUAAGUUUGAAUAGGAUUUCCCACCCUUUUUUGGAAGCACUUGACUGUUUUGAACACAGAGAAUUGGUUGGUUGGAUUAUUUGUACUGAGGAACCUGGGUGUGGGGGGUGGGGGAGACAAAGUCUUGGAAAGAAAUGCUGGCCUCGGCAUGAAAGUUAACCCUAUCACCAGUGCCGACGUCUGCGGGAAUGUUUUCCUCCACUAGUGUCCAGUAUGUUGUUUGCCUGUCUGAGUAUCAUUAAUUUGUUCAGAGUUAUUCUGGCUUUUGUCAUUUAGCCAAAUAAAAGCAAAAUGGUUUUA
Messenger RNA from Myotis myotis, 4982 nucleotides. It is a transcript of the gene PCYT1A, whose product is annotated as phosphate cytidylyltransferase 1, choline, alpha. Bases 109 to 1212 code for a protein of 367 amino acids. Lineage: Eukaryota; Metazoa; Chordata; Mammalia; Chiroptera; Vespertilionidae. Gene Ontology annotation, molecular function: choline-phosphate cytidylyltransferase activity; phosphatidylcholine binding. Gene Ontology annotation, cellular component: endoplasmic reticulum. The record is from RefSeq and is a predicted model, not a curated record. Gene Ontology annotation, biological process: CDP-choline pathway. The transcript is spliced from 9 exons.